This is a messenger RNA of Cygnus atratus (black swan), 3579 nucleotides long. RefSeq names its product homer scaffold protein 3 (gene HOMER3). The coding region runs from base 546 to 1607 and encodes 353 amino acids. NCBI's taxonomy places the organism in Eukaryota, Metazoa, Chordata, Aves, Anseriformes, Anatidae. Gene Ontology annotation, cellular component: cytoplasm; postsynaptic density; plasma membrane. The record is from RefSeq and is a predicted model, not a curated record. The transcript has 9 exons. Gene Ontology annotation, molecular function: G protein-coupled glutamate receptor binding. Gene Ontology annotation, biological process: G protein-coupled glutamate receptor signaling pathway; regulation of store-operated calcium entry.
AGGAGAGAGCAGGGGAAGAAAAAAAAAGAGAGAGAGAGGGAGAACAAAGCAAUCGCUCCGCAGGAGGACGGGCGGCAGAGCUGGCUGGACUUCUGGGGGAAAACUUGCGGGGCUGCGGGAGCAGAGGCGAGCAGACGGCUUUGUCUGAAAGGGCUCGCAAAAGCACCACCUAAGCCUGCCGCUCCCCUCCCAUGCUGAAGGGAAGGAGGGCUCCUGGGAGCCAGAAAGGAGGGGAAGGCGCUGGGGGCUGCGGCGCCGCGGCGGCCGGGGGCGAGCCCGAGUCCCCCCUGCUGCCGGGGGGGGCCGGGGGGGUGCGGGCAGCCCCUGCCCCGGCUGCCCCGCACGGUCGGGGAUCGCUGGGCGUUUGGAGCCGAGAGCAAAACUAGCAGCUUUCGAAGUGAGAUUCCGGAGGAAAUUUAAAGAGCAUCCGGAUCCGGAGAAAGACAGAGAAAGAAAGAGGAAGGGAGAAAUAAAUCAAAACGCGGAGAGACCCCGAGGCAGCUGAAGAAAGGACGGGCGAGAAAGAAGCUGACGCCCAGGCAGAGAUGGGGGAGCAGCCAAUCUUCAGCACCAGGGCCCAUGUUUUCCAGAUCGAUCCUGCCACCAAACGGAACUGGAUCCCCGCCAGCAAGCACGCUUUGACCGUCUCCUAUUUCUACGAUGCCACACGCAACGUGUACCGGAUCAUCAGCGUGGGGGGCACCAAGGCAAUCAUCAACAGCACUAUCACCCCCAACAUGACCUUCACAAAGACGUCUCAGAAAUUUGGACAGUGGGCAGACAGCCGAGCCAACACGGUCUAUGGACUGGGCUUUGCUUCGGAGCAGCACCUCUCCCAGUUUGCAGAGAAGUUCCAGGAAGUGAAAGAAGCAGCCCGUUUGGCAAGGGAGAAGUCCCAGGACAAAACAGAGCUGACCAAUCCUGCCCUGAAUAUCACAUCUCACCAGGUACUUCCCAGCCCCAUCAUCAGCUCCAAUGGACCAGGAGAAGAUAAACUAUUCCGGAGCCAAAGUGCCGAUGUUGAGAUAAGCACAGAAAAGGAGCGGCUGAAGAAAAUGCUUUCAGAAGGCUCGGUGAGUGAGGUCCAGUGGGAGGCUGAAUUCUUCAGUCUCCAGGACAACAACAACAAACUCGUGGCUGCUCUCCAUGAAGCCAACGCCAACGUGGACCAGUGGAAGAAGCAGCUGGCUGCGUAUCAGGAGGAGACGGAAACAUUGCGGCAACGGGUAGCAGAACUGGAGUCGCAGGGGGCUCAUGAUUCCUCCAGCGAGAACAACAAGGAAGAGCUGAGCCAAACCCUGGAGGAGCUGGAACUACUGAUCAAGGCUAAAGAUGAGGAGAUUCAGAUGUUAAAAAGCCAGAAGUGUGGUCGAUGGGAAGCAGAGGGCGAGUGUGAGGAGACCCUGCAGAAGCUUCAGGAGUUGGAGGCUCGCAACGCAGAGCUGGAGCGGCGCCUUCACCUGGCCGAGCAGACGCUGGCGGAGACCCUGGCUGAGAGGGAGAAGGUCCAGAAUGAAGUCACCAAGGUGGCGGAGAUAAUGGAUGUGAAGAUAUUUGAGCUCAGUGAGAUCCGUCAGGGACUAGCCAAGCUGGUGGAGAGCAACUGAGCAGCAGCAUGCUCGGAGGAGACACCUCCGGAGGAGGGGAGCCUGAGCUGGGACUGGUCGCUGACAGCAAUUACGGUCACGGAACAGCCUCGAGGCCUGUUCAGGCAGGAUAUGCCACCGUACCAGCAGCUGCCUGGACAGCGUGGAGACCAGCCGCAGCCACUUCACUGCCCCUUGAACACCCAGAGGGAGGGCAGAGAGGAUCCGAGCUCCUGAAUCCUCCACAGGGAGGAUCUGCAAGCCACAGCCAGGCCUCUCUGGACCCUGCCAUGGCUGUGGCGUGGUCCAGAGACUGCAGCUGUCCCUGUGCUGCCUUCCCAGCCUCCCUGCUGCCACACUGUCUCCAACAUUUUUACCGUUUUCUAGGGGAAGGGGCUGAGCAGCCUUUGCAUUUUUUCAGUAGAUUUUUAGGGAACCACUUGCCUUUUGCAGAAUAAGCUGCCUGUUUCCCCACCUAGAGAGGGAGAAGAGGUUCCAGCACGCUGAGGACACCAGUUGCUCCUCUUCCUCUCUCCCAGCCCUAACAACUUUGUGUCUUUCUAACAGGAGCCAGUAACACGGGUCACUGUCAGGAGCUACCAGAGGUAGCAGCCGCCCCAUUGCAGAGCAGGGUGCUUCCCUGACCGCGUGCCCUUUCCACUGUUCAGUCACAUCCUCCAGACGAAAAAAGAACUGCAGGUUUCAAAGUUCUUAUUAGUUUAACACAGUGGGAUUUAAUGACUUGUUAAAACUUCUUCAAGCUGAGAGCAAAGGCCUGGUUGGGAAAGGGGCAUUUGAGAGAUGAGGCGUCCCCAUGGGGAUGGCCAACCAACUGCUAGAUUGGCAUCUCUCCCAGCCUCUAAGGGCUGCAGUUAAUUGAAAUUAAAUGGAGCAAAUCGCAGUUGCUCUUGGGUGUUUUUUCUUCUCUUUUUUUUUUUCUUCUCUCUUUUGUUGGGAAACAGUCCCCAGAGAUGUCCUGCUCUGUGUCAGAUGAGCCGUGUUCCUUUUGAAGGGUACAGGUCCCAGCUUGCCAUCCUUGGCCAGAUUAAAGGAGAACAUUUGGAGCAUGCUGGGGCCAGUGCCCUCUGGGGCCUCUGGGAAGUCCGUGGGUUAUUGUAGAUGUUGUCUAGUCGUAGGAAUCGAGGGAGGCACCACAGAAACCUGGAAGGUUGUGUCUCCCCCGCGGUGCCCUUUGAGUCCCCCGUAGUUAGCCAGGAGCAUGCGUAGCCCUGUGCCGGAUGAUGAAGCAGUGUCUGUGUAGUAGUUAGUUAGUAACCUCACAGGAGGGUGGCUGGAUUUGGAUUCUGUGGUCGUUUUUUGCCCUCUUUGCUGCUGUAGGUUAGGCAGAGACAGCAGUAAUCCUGGGAAUGUUUCACAGGUCUGCAGAAACUUUUAGUUACGUGGCGAGCACCGGCUGCCACGUACUGCCUUCUCCGCACCCAGGCAAUCCUGGGCAGCUCCUCAGGGCCUGCCUCUCCUUUCGCUCACCUGGUGACCAAGAGAGGAACCCACAGCUUCCACGCACCGCCUGCAAGUUGGGGCAGGAUUAGGCCUGGCACCUCGGGAAUCUGCUGGAGCCGAGAACUGCUGGUGACUGCGUGCUGGAUUGUGUCUAGGCAAAGCCCUUCCCUCUCCCAGGGGUGAUGAGGAAACAGCGAAAUUUCCAGACCUGUGUAGCCAGGGAGGGGCUUUUCUGUUUGGGCGUUUGGUUGUUUUGGUUUUGGGUUGAUUUUUUUUUUUUUUUGGCGUGUGUGUGAUUGGUUUUAGUGUUCUGCCUUUUUUUGUUAUUGACUUUUAUUUUAUUUUGCAUGAAGUGUUCUCAACUGUAUGGGACUGGAGCUACUGUAGUAAUAUUUGUUUCAGGGUAUUUAAGAAGGGAAGGAAGGAAGCUGGGUGGCAAAGAUUUCUAGGGCCUUGUUUACCACCCCACGCCAGUGUUGAUGUUUUAUUCCUACAGGAGCAGCCUUCUUUGAAAUAGAGAUCAGCUCCACGA